This is a messenger RNA of Coprinopsis cinerea okayama7#130, 189 nucleotides long. RefSeq lists its product as hypothetical. NCBI's taxonomy places the organism in Eukaryota, Fungi, Basidiomycota, Agaricomycetes, Agaricales, Psathyrellaceae. The record is from RefSeq and is a predicted model, not a curated record. Bases 1 to 189 code for a protein of 62 amino acids. The transcript is spliced from 2 exons.
AUGACGAUAGCAAAACAAGACCCGAGAUCUGACGAACGUAGCGUUGGGAAGAUGCACCUGGAAGCCCUUGACGAAACAGGGCAGCAGUCGCUUGAUCGUCCUCUUCCUCGGUAUUCGAUCCAGGGGCUUCAACACGGAGAGGAGACGGCGAUCGAGUUGGCGAAGGGCGAAGAACAAGAACAACUGUAG